Messenger RNA from Colletotrichum siamense, 2028 nucleotides. RefSeq names its product ATP-dependent zinc metalloprotease FtsH (gene ftsH-0). The coding region runs from base 1 to 2028 and encodes 675 amino acids. Gene Ontology annotation, molecular function: ATP hydrolysis activity; ATP binding. NCBI's taxonomy places the organism in Eukaryota, Fungi, Ascomycota, Sordariomycetes, Glomerellales, Glomerellaceae. The transcript is spliced from 7 exons. The record is from RefSeq and is a predicted model, not a curated record.
AUGGACACCCCAGACUCCUACUCCAGCGCCGCCUACUCCUCCGACGACAGCCGCCCGCAACGCCCUCCCCGCCGGCGCUCUCGCUCCUCCGACGACGAGGAAAAGACCAAACUCACCGACAUCGGCCAGACCCCCGAGGUCAAGGAGUUCUACCGCAAGAGCCGGCGCGACCUCUGGGAGGACUGGGCCCCCGAGUACGUCGGCCUCGCGGGCUCCGCUGCCGCCUCGGCCAAGUUCGCCCUCAUCGCGCGCCGCGAGGUCAACGUCGAGGCGACCGACGGCAACGUCCUCGCGCUGCACUCCGUCAUCGUCAACAGCCCGCACAUCAAGCGCGCGCUAGGCGACGUGUUUAGCGGCUACCCUGGCGUCAGCACGACGUUGAAGAAGGUCGAGUUCAAGGCGCCGUUCCAGCCGUUCUUCCACCGCUGGCGGGCGCUGCAGAAGUGCGUGGAGGAUGGGGCGGACGAGCUGGCGAGGCAGCAUGUGAAGCUGCUGUAUGAUGUGCUGGCGCCGGAGAUCAAGCCGCAGAUUGAGCGCGCGCGGGACCUGCGGAAGAAUGAGGUUGUGUCGUUUGAUUACCUCUGGACGCUUUUCGAGCCUGAUACGGAGGCGUAUGCGCGGGUUGACGACCAGGAUCGGUUGUUUCUCGUCAAAAAUGCGCGAUACGAGCCGCGGUCUGAUGGGAGCGUUGUGUUCACACUGAAGUGUCAGUUCGUGGAUACGGAUGGCAUUAGAUUCGGGCUUGCUUCAAAGGUGUUUGAGGUUCACAUGUUUGAUGACUUGUUGCCGAUCCGGGAGCUGGCGAUCUAUCCCAGUAAUCUGCACCCGGGGAUGAUGAAGAUCCGGGAAAAGCUUGAAGCUAGAGGGAAGUUGUUCGAGAGCUACAAGGGGUUCCAUUACAAGGGCUAUUCAGGAAUGUUUGAAUUUGGGCACGGAGAUUUCAAAGGUGUCGAGAGACGACAGAUUGAGCAUGGCCGCAUCAUCAUCGACGGCGAGUCGUACUGCCGGUACGAAUACCAGGCCGCUCCUCGCCUGAAGAAACUGAGGGACCCCACGGCUGAGAAGGAGAAGUUGGGUGCUCUCAAAGGACGGAUGAAAGGCCGCCGGGGGAGUUACGGCUUGCCGUAUAGCCCGCCGCGUCGUGGCAGAAUGCGAUAUGUCGAAUCCGCAACAGCAGGCCUGGCGAAUGAGGCAGACAAGGAGUUGACUGCUAACCAGCGAGAACUUGCUUCGCCAAUGGUGCGGGGUUUCGACUUGACGUCGAAGAAAUGGGGGCUAUUUUUCAUCGACUCGGUGACAGAGGUCGAGUGGAACGAGGGGGCUUUUGACCAGCUCGUCUUGCCGCACGACUACAAGACCAUCGUGCGUGCUUUCGUCGAGGCACAAAUGUCUUCAGCCAGUGGCUUUGACGAUAUAAUUCGUGGCAAAGGCCAGGGAAUCAUCAUGCUUCUUAGCGGAGAGCCGGGAGUAGGAAAGACGCUCACGGCAGAGUCGAUGGCCGAAGCGAUGAAGAAGCCUCUCUACGCCAUGAGCGCUGGCGAACUAGGAAUCACCGCCGACGACGUGGAAGAUUCCCUCCGUCGCGUCCUUGAGAUGUGCACCAAAUGGCAAGCUGUGCUGCUCCUCGACGAAUGCGACAUCUUCCUCGAGAAAAGACGAGCUUCUGACCUCCAGCGCAAUCAGAUUGUCUCAGUUUUCCUGAGACUGUUGGAGUACUACAAAGGCGUCAUGCUCCUCACCACCAACCGCGUGGAAGCUUUCGACCCGGCCUUCGAGUCCCGCAUACAUCUGACAAUCAACUAUCCUGCGCUCGACUUUGACUCCCGGCUGCACGUCUGGAAGGUCUUCAUUAACCGCCGCAAGGUUGAUGAGUCUGGAGCGCUGGAACCCCGCCAAUCCCGUCUCGAGGAUGAAGACUUCAAGGCUUUAGCAAAGCUUGAACUGAACGGUCGCGAGAUCAAGAACGUGGUCAAGACGGCGUCACUGCUCGCGGUGCGCAACGGAGCGCCGUUGGGAAUUGAGCAUUAG